ACCAAGAGUUUGUCGGUGUCAGUUAGUUCUACUGUUUCAAGUUCAACAAGUCAAUCUUUUAGUGCCUCACAAUCAGCCAGCUUCAGUGCAUCAACUUCGUCAAGUGUGUCUGUAAGUGUGUCACCGUCGACUAGUCCCAGCGCUUCGCCUUCUCCCAGUCAAUCUACAAGUAUCUUGCAGUCCAUUAGCGUGAGCAUUUCACCUUCAAUAAGUGUGUCUCCUAGUGUCUCCGACUCUGUGAGCAUCACCGUUUCGCCGUCAACAAGUGUGUCUCCUAGUGUCUCGGACUCUGUGAGUAUCACCGUUUCACCGUCAACAAGUGUGUCUCCUAGUAUCUCUGACUCUGUGAGCAUCACCGUUUCGCCUUCAACAAGUGUGUCUCCUAGUGUCUCGGACUCUGUGACCAUCACCGCUUCACCCUCAAAAAGUGUGUCUCCUAGUAUCUCGGACUCUGUGAGCAUCAGCAUUUCACCCUCAACAAGCGUGUCUCCAAGUGUCUCGGACUCUGUGAGCAUCAGCGUUUCAUCUUCAACAAGUGUGUCUCCUAGUAUCUCGGACUCUGUGAGCAUCACCGUUUCGCCUUCAACAAGUCUGUCUACUAGUGUCUCGGACUCUGUGACCAUCAGCGUUUCACCCUCAACAAGUGUGUCUCCUAGUAUCUCGGACUCUGUGAGCAUUAGCAUUUCACCCUCAACAAGUGUGUCUCCAAGUGUUUCGGACUCUGUGAGCAUCAGCGUUUCACCUUCAACAAGCUUGUCUCCUAGUAUCUCGGACUCUGUGAGCAUCAGUUUUUCAUCUUCAACAAGUGUGUCUCCUAGUAUCUCGGACUCUGUGAGCAUCAGUUUUUCAUCUUCAACAAGCUUGUCUAUAAGUGUCUCAGACUCUGUUAGCAUUAGCGUUUCACCCUCAACAAGCGUUUCUCCUAGUGUCUCGAACUCUGUAAGCAUCACCGUCUCGCCUUCAACAAGUGUGUCUCCUAGUGUCUCGGACUCUGUGAGUAUCAGCGUUUCACCCUCAACAAGUGUGUCUCCUAGUGUCUCGGACUCUGUGAGCAUCAGUUUUUCAUCUUCAACAAGCUUGUCUGUUAGUGUCUCGGACUCUGUUAGCGUCAGCGUUUCAUCCUCAACAAGUGUGUCUCCUAGUGUAUCAAACUCUCUGAGCAUCAGCGUUUCACCCUCACCAAGUGUGUCUCCUAGUAUCUCGGACUCUGUAAGCAUCAGCGUUUCGCCUUCAACAAGUGUGUCUCCUAGUGUCUCGGACUCUGUGAGCAUCACCGUUUCGCCUUCAACAAGUGUGUCUCCUAGUGUCUCGGACUCUGUGACCAUCAGCGUUUCACCCUCAACAAGUGUGUCUCCUAGUAUCUCUGACUCUGUGAGCAUUAGCGUUUCACCCUCAACAAGUGUGUCUCCUAGUAUCUCGGACUCUGUGAGCAUCAGCGUUUCACCUUCAACAAGUGUGUCUCCUAGUAUCUCGGACUCUGUGAGCAUCAGUUUUUCAUCUUCAACAAGUGUGUCUCCUAGUAUCUCGGACUCUGUGAGCAUCAGUUUUUCAUCUUCAACAAGCUUGUCUAUUAGUGUCUCGGACUCUGUUAGCAUCAGCGUUUCACCUUCAACAAGCGUUUCUCCUAGUGUCUCGGACUCUGUAAGCAUCACCGUUUCGCCUUCAACAAGUGUGUCUCCUAGUGUCUCGGACUCUGUGAGUAUCAGCGUUUCACCUUCAACAAGUGUGUCUCCUAGUGUCUCGGACUCUGUGAGUAUCAGCGUGUCACCUUCAACAAGUGUGUCUCCUAGUAUCUCGGACUCUGUGAGCAUCACUUUUUCAUCUUCAACAAGCUUGUCUGUUAGUGUCUCGGACUCUGUUAGCAUCAGCGUUUCACCCUCAACAAGCAUGUCUCCUAGUGUCUCGGACUCUGUGAGCAUCAGCGUUUCAUCCUCAACAAGUGUGUCUCCUAGUGUAUCAAACUCUCUGAGCAUCAGCGUUUCACCCUCACCAAGUGUGUCUCUUAGUAUCUCGGACUCUGUAAGCAUCAGCGUUUCGCCUUCAACAAGUGUGUCUCCUAGUGUCUCGGACUCUGUGAGCAUCACCGUUUCGCCUUCGACAAGUGUGUCUCCUAGUGUCUCGGACUCUGUGAGUAUCAGCGUUUCAUCUUCAACAAGUGUGUCUCCUAGUGUCUCCGACUCUGUGAGCAUCAGCAUUUCACCCUCAACAAGCGUGUCGCCUAGUGUCUCGGACUCGGUGAGCAUCAGCGUUUCGCCCUCUACAAGUGUGUCUCCAAGUAUCUCGGACUCUGUGAGCAUCAGCGUUUCACCUUCAAUAAGUGUGUCUCCUAGUGUCUCGGACUCUGUGAGCAUCAGCGUUUCACCUUUAACAAGUUUGUCUCCUAGUGUCUCGGACUCUGUAAGCGUCAGCGUUUCACCUUCAACAAGUGUGUCUCCUAGUAUCUCGGACUCUGUGAGCAUCCGUUUUUCAUCUUCAACAAGCUUGUCUGUUAGUGUUUCGGACUCUGUUAGUAUUAGCGUUUCACCCUCAACAAGCGUGUCUCCUAGUGUCUCGGACUCUGUGAGCAUCAGCGUUUCAUCCUCAACAAGUGUGUCUCCCAGUGUAUCAAACUCUCUGAGCAUCAGCGUUUCACCCUCAACAAGUGUGUCUCCUAGUGUAUCAAGCUCUCUGAGCAUCAGCGUUUCACCCUCAACAAGUGUGUCUCCUAGUAUCUCGGACUCUGUAAGCAUCAGCGUUUCGCCUUCAACAAGUGUGUCUCCUAGUGUCUCGGACUCUGUGAGCAUCACCGUUUCAUCUUCAACAAGUGUGUCUCCUAGUGUCUCGGACUCUGUGAGCAUCAGCAUUUCACCCUCAACAAGCGUGUUGCCUAGUGUCUCGAACUCGGUGAGCAUCAGCGUUUCGCCUUCUACAAGUGUGUCUCCUAGUGUCUCGGACUCUGUGAGCAUCACCGUUUCAUCUUCAACAAGUGUGUCUCCUAGUGUCUCGGACUCUGUGAGCAUCAGCAUUUCACCCUCAACAAGCGUGUCGCCUAGUGUCUCGAACUCGGUGAGCAUCAGCGUUUCGCCUUCUACAAGUGUGUCUCCCAGUAUCUCGGACUCUGUGAGCAUCAGCGUUUCACCUUCAAUAAGUGUGUCUCCUAGUAUCUCGGACUCUGUGAGCAUCAGCGUUUCACCUUCAACAAGUUUGUCUCCUAGUGUCUCGGACUCUGUAAGCGUCAGCGUUUCACCUUCAACAAGUGUGUCCCCUAGUAUCUCGGACUCUGUGAGCAUCAGUUUUUCAUCUUCAACAAGCUUGUCUGUUAGUGUCUCGGACUCUGUUAGCAUUAGCGUUUCACCCUCAACAAGCGUGUCUCCUAGUGUCUCGGACUCUGUGAGCAUCAGCGUUUCACCCUCAACAAGUGUGUCUCCUAGUGUAUCAAACUCUCUGAGCAUCAGCGUUUCACCCUCAACAAGUGUGUCUCCUAGUGUAUCAAACUCUCUGAGCAUCAGCGUUUCACCCUCACCAAGUGUGUCUCCUAGUAUCUCGGAUUCUGUGAGCAUAAGCGUUUCGCCUUCCACAAGUGUGUCACCUAGUGUCUCGGACUCUGUGAGCAUCAGUGUUUCGCCUUCAACAAGUGUGACUCCUAGUGUCUCGGACUCUGUGAGUAUCAGCGUUUCACCCUCAACAAGUGUGUCUCCUAGUGUAUCAAACUCUCUGAGCAUGAGCGUUUCACCCUCACCAAGUGUGUCUCCUAGUAUCUCGGACUCGGUGAGCAUCAGCGUUUCACCUUCCACAAGUGUGUCUCCUAGUGUCUCGGACUCUGUGAGCAUCAGCGUUUCGCCUUCAACAAGUGUGUCUCCUAGUGUCUCGGACUCUGUGAGCAUCAGUGUUUCGCCUUCAACAAGUGUGUCUCCUAGUGUCUCGGACUCUGUGAGCAUCAGCGUUUCACCUUCAACAAGUGUGUCUCCUAGUGUCUCGGACUCUGUGAGAAUCAGCGUUUCGCCUUCCACAAGUGUGUCUCCUAGUGUUUCGGACUCUGUGAGCAUCAGCGUUUCGCCUUCCACAAGUGUGUCUUCGCCUUCUUCAAGUGUCUCGAACUCUUUAAGCCUCAGCGUGUCAGCUUCACCAAGUGUCUCAAGAGGUUCCUCAUUCUCUAUUAGUGUGAGCGACUCACAAUCUACAACUGUGGCUGCAAGUGUCUUAGCCUCUAUCAUUGGUGACGGAAGUGGUGACGAUAGUGGUGAUGGCAGCGGUGAUGAUAGUGGUGAUGGCAGUGGUGAUGACAAUGGUGAUGGCAGCGCUGAUGGCAGUGGUUAUGAUAGCGGUGAUGGCAGUGGUAAUUAUAGUGGUGAUAGCAGCGGUAGUGAUAGUGGUGAUGGAAGUGGUAAUGAUAGCGGUGAUGGCAGCGGUAAUGAUAGUGGUGAUGGAAGUGGUGAUGAUAGCGGUGAUGAUAGCGGUGAUGAUGAUACGGGUAAUGAGUCCACCAGUGGUAGUAUCUCAGUACCCACAAUUAUUUCUUCAAGUACCGGUAUGCCACUGUUUGUGCGUCCGACUGUUUUGCGAAACUCGAGCGAAUCUACAAUCCAUUUGCCGUCGAUAACAGUCAGUGCCUUAUCAAGGGUGUCUUCCAGCGUCUUGCCAACUCCCAGUUUGAGUACCUCCAAGAUUACGCCUGUAAGCCUUACACAAUUUAAAACAAGCGCACCAGCCACCAUUUCACCGUCUGUUGAUUCAAACUUUCUAAAGUCUACCACUGCAUCUCUACGCUUAUUGCAGCCCGGUCAUUCCAGCCUUUCAAAAUCGAGAGUCUCAGCUACUUUCAGCGCAAGUGUUAUACAUCCAGUAACAGGUAUAACAUUCUUUAUUCUUUGGCUAGAUUUCAUUUCUUUUACUCCUCUUGUCAACCGUGCCGUUUUGUUUUGUCAGAUAGUUUCUUCGCAUCCAUCAGUAUUGAGAGGUAGUUACUCAAUUAUCGCACAUCGUUAUUUUUGUUGACCCUUCAGCGAAGAUAUAAACGUAGAAUUUUUCUAACCCAUAAUUUGUAUCUGCAUAAACUGCAGCAACGUGCAGAAAAGUGUUUGGUAACUCGUUACAGUCCAUAGAUUGAAUCAUAGCAUGAAUAGUGAUAAUUUAACCGAGUAGCGAGCGGGAAAUUUAAUUGAGUUAAUGAUAAUAACAUUCCUUCCUUUUUUCUUUUUUUUCAUUUUUUUACUUGAAGAAACUCCAUUUGACGACAAUCUUUAUCCUUACGGAAAGGGGCAGAAUGAUGACGAAUUGAGUACCGAAUCAUCUUGCAGUAUCGACAACCGCUGUCACAGGAUAAGUGCAGGUCGUUUUGGAUUUCCAUUCUUCCAGGCGAGGCAUUUCAAGUUACAUGUAAGUAUCAAUGUGCAGCCUUCAUUUGCCGUCUUGGAGAACGGAAAAGUCAUAGUCAUUUGGCAUUUGUUUUAAAUUACUCAAUUUAAUGGUGGAUUCCGUCUUAAACUCUUAUUACUUCUAUUUUUGAGAGGGUAGUGUUUUUUGUUAUGCGUUAUUUCCAUCCUUCAAUCGUUGAAACACAUUUUGUUUUAGGUCCAUUGGUGACAUCUAAGAAUAAAACUUUCCUAUAAAGGCAGAUUGUUGCGAUAUACCCAAUGGCUCCAAGUUUCGAAACGAGUACCGGUUCUAAGUACUAGGCUUCUACUAUUUCUUAAUUGGUUUUGGAUGGUCUUACAUCCAGGGAAGCUUAUACGUAAUAUAAUAUUUUUAAAAAUAUAGUUUAGAAACAAGCUGAUAACGACGGGUACGUUUUUAUACUCCGAAAAGCGCACAGUUAUAUUUUUUCUCACAUAGGCCUAUAUCGUCUGGGAGGACGAACGCUUAAAACUUAAAUAGUUUCUCUGUUUGGAAAUAUACGAGUUAUGGCUGGGUUAUUUCAGUAAAAAUUCAAAAAGUUCUUAUUCUAUCGUAGAUAUGCAUAAAUGGCAAAAUACAACUGAACGAUAGAUGGAGUGUGCGCUGGCCUCAGAAGUUUGGUCCUUUCCGAUGGUUGAGCGGUAAAGCGAUUAUCGCACCAUUCUGGGCCAGGGUUGAUGAGGAUCUUGCCUUUAAAAAUGGAAAUUCGAAGGUUUAUUAUCAAGCGUACCAACAGAGCAGUCAAGGUCAUCCUCAAAAAGAAAUGAUCCUCAGUUUGGCUUCUCAGGAUGUUCAACGUUACACCACCGAAGAAAAAUUUAAGAACUUUACAGCCACAUGGGUCCUUGUUGUUACUUGGGUCAACCUCUGUCCUUACGUUAGUUGCACAGAGCUGUUGUGUCCGUGGGUAAGUCUAUAACUGUUUUUUUUUUUUGACAGAAAAGCAUCGCAGAACGGGCAGAAAUAGCUAUUUUCCUAUUUCUUUGUCUCCGGUAUCUACUCUCUUGUGUGUGUCUUUCUGACUGGUGUCGGAAAUAUUUGGAUUUAGAAAAUAAAGCGCCCAUACCAACUGGUCUGUUGUAAUAUGAGCCGAGUUUUUACCACGGUCAUGAGGGAUUUUCUUCUUUGUUUCUGCGAGCUGAUUUUGAGCAGUCGCUUCGUUGCCUACUAGGAAGUUCGUGGUCUAUGGUUUUUUUUGUUGCCUUGUAUUAUGAUUCUUAUAGGUUUAUUAUACUAAUCUGUUAAUAAAUAAAUAAAUAAAUAAAUAAAUAAAUACAUUGAAUCCCAUUUGGCCCAAAAGUGUUACAUUAGUAAAGAAAUUUGAUCUCACUUUUAUUGCUAUUAAUGAAUGUUAUUUGGAUGGGUGAUUAUUAACUUUUCAAGCAGUAGGAGGAUCGCAGCUAACAGAGCUUUAAAAGAAAUGGAACUGAAAACCUAGCUGGACUAAAGACAACACAUUAGCCAGUCAGUCUUAACACUUGGUAGUUUUACAGGUCUACCUACAGCAAUUUCUGGAAUCUGAUUGAACUAGUACUCUUUUUUUAACAGACUAACACUUUUCAAGCGGUCAUCAUCACCAACUGGUUUAAUACCUUCUUAAUGUACAACUAUCCCCCUGGAGGAAUCCAGUGGACGGUUCCAGCUCCGCCGUAAGUGUUUUUUGAAACAAUUUUUGCAAGGAUAACAUUUUGGGAAGGAAAUCCAUCAUUUAGUGGCGAUUUCAUUUUACUCCUAAACGAAGGUUUUUUCAUCUCUCUUCGCUUUCCGCUUUUUCAAAGGCAUCGAUGAAUGCUUUGUAACGGAUAAAACUGUCCUGUGUUUCAAAAUAGUAUUGUAACGAUUUGAAUUUCACAUACUAAAAUUUUCAUCAGAAUCCUUGCUCUUUUUUAUUAUUUCCAUGAAAUGGUAGUGGAACACUAAGGAUACUCUAUAGAUGAUACUCUUUUGACAUCAUUUUACCAAUUCUUGGAUUGUUGCACGUAUUUUCUGCAGAUCAGAAUAUGAUUACUGGACAGGCACGUAUGGUCUCCCAGUAGCAGGCUGGAUCGCAAGAGACAGCGAAAAGCUGAACAUGGAAGGGUAAAAUUCAAAUCUUCUGAUCAUUUCUAUUCACAAGAAUAUUAAAUAUUGAGAUAUGAGUAUUAACAGGCACUGUUACUGUUGUUUAAUACAGCUCGGGUACUGUGCUUGGAAUGUACAACCUCGACAAAAGGAAAGGAAACACGGAUUUGUUUGGAAGACAUUUUUGGAGAAUAGAGAAUAGAGAACAAAAGGAUGAAACUGAAAAGUGCUUUAGUUGGGUUUCUCUCCAACAUGACAUGGACGUUAGAUCCUGGUAUAAUGGAACCAUUGAUGCAGAUCAGCGUAUGGCGUGUCCCUGUACCCUAUUUCAAGCAUUUCUGGACAGGGGACGAUUCGUUCGGGACUGGAACUAUCCUUGGCCGGAUGUGUGCUUUAGGUCCAGAAUCUUUAAAUACUUCCCUUAUGACAAUGGCGACCUUGACGAUUUAGUGGGCCUUAGGACGAACAAGCUGUGUUGCUACUCUACGAUGAGGGACGACUUUGGCUCUCUUAAAAUUGGACCUCCAGACGGAAGCAGGGUCAUAGCUGAUCCAAUUUAUCAGUAUUACAAAGGGAACAAUGACUAUAGAGCAUUUUAUGCUGACAGUCAAGCUCAUAAAUUUUGCUGCGUUGACACCAAUUUUUGUGAUCUGUUUUACCUUUAUCGACCAACUGAUGACUGCAGUUUUUAUAGAUCGCCGCAGAGACGUAAGAGACUGUUCUUGUUUUUUAUUGUUUAAACACAAGAAGGAUCACGGGGCUAGACUAGAUUUAGUUUUUAUGUGAUUGCUAAAUGAGCAUUAAAUCAGUUAGCACAUUUAUAUUAAAAAUCUAAUAUACUUGUAACUAUUUCCCCCGCAGUUGUGGCCUUUGGUCAUUGAAUUGACGAGUGGUCAUUGAACUACUCGUGUGGUUAUCGAAGCCUGUUGUGUGUUUAUUGGGCUAUUGUUUGGUUAUUGAACUACUGUUUUGGCAAAUGUACCUUUUUAGGUUACUCAUUUCAGAUUUCAAGACAUGAGCUUUUCCCCCUUUUAUGUUCAUAACUUCGUUGUGCAGCAUUUUCAAUAGUGUUUUAAUAAACGAAACAAAAUAAAACUAGUAACAGCAAGUAUACAACAGUGUUUUCAAUUAUUGAUCGUACAAUUGCUUUAAAAGUUUAUCUUUGAAUUUUAAUUGUGUUGUAGGUUGGUUUUGGGGUGAUCCUCAUUUUAGAACUUUGGACGGUCGGAAUUACACCUUCAAUGGCCUUGGUGAAUAUGUGAUGAUCGAUGCACAAAGUGGAACAUUUCAACUACAAGCCAGGACAGGCCUUGCACAAGGAAAUUCAACAACUGCAACAAUUUUUAGUGCUGCAGCCGCUAAAGAAAAAGAAACUUGGACCGUUGAAGUUAAAGUAAAGAGAGGAGGUAAUAACUUAGUUUGGACUGGUAACAUAGGCAGAACCGUUUAGCCUGAGAAAAUAGCCGACAUUUCGCGACACCACAUUGUUUUUCCCCACGAAAGGGUGUCUGACGAAUGACUGCAGAAAUUCCAUACUGAUGAGGUUCACUACUCAGAUUUGGGUAGUGAUUCUGAUUGGUUGAAGCAAAUUUCCUUCAAGACACGGUCAAUCAGAAACGCUACCCAGAUCUAGGUAGUGACACGUCAUCAUCAUGGAAUUUUUGCAAUCGUCCUUCGGUCAUCAUUUCGAGGGAAACUAGUGGUGGGGUCACGAAAUGUCUUCUCUUUUCUCAGAUUGAUAACACGUAGACAAUGUUGUCUUGACAACUUGUAUAACACCACAUUGUGCCAAGUAACGAACAAACAAACUAUUAAAUUCACUAGAAUCAAGGUCAAAUUUCUAUUUUGUCCACGUUGACGCAAAGGGCAACAAGACAACAAUCCCUCCACCAUCCAUGCUGGCAAAAUCUACGUAUAUGAAAUGUGAACAACUUGACAGCAAUUGAAGGAACAGUGUUUUAGACCCAUCUCUUUCCUUGUGAACCUUUCUCCUCGAAGUGGUGUUGACUGCUUACCAAACACUGAAUGAUUCACUUACGCAGUUUUUAUCUUCAGGUGGGAUGAAUAUACGUUUUGGACACAAAAUGUACAACAACUACGAAAAUCUGACAGACCAAACUGUAGACGUUGGUGGAAACAUCUCUGUCUCCAAACCGGAGGAAAACUGUAUGGAAGUUUAUUUUCCUUCAACUACUUCCGUGUUGUUCUGUGAAAAAAAGGGAAUGCUGUCCAUAGUCGUAACACCCACGAACGAUUACAAAAAUGCUACCAAAGGGCUGUUGGGAACUUGGAACGAAAACCCCGAUGACGACUACACAUUGCCUGAUGGGACAAUAUUGUCUCCCACUUUAUCCUCAAGAGAGAUUCACUUUGGAUUUGGCCUUAAGUGUAAGUAUUGUGCAAAGAACUACAGUGUUUAUCAUAAGUUGUCUUACUUUGUUCAAGUGAAAUUUGAACUCUGCUGUUGGCAAUUCAUUUACAUGUAGCGCUAGGGUUGUCUGUGAUAUCAGGAAAUUGUUGUCGUUUUAUAUUUUUAAGAGGUGUGUUCUCUUAGAUUCGCUGGCGUGCUGGUUUCUCCUGAGCGCGGACAUUCUCCUUUCCGAAAUCUUACCUUUAGUAUCCUUGUCGAGUUUUUUGAAGAAAAUAAGUCUUGUUUGCUGGAAUUAACCAAUUAUUUAAGAUAAAAAAAAUACAUCAUCAUGUACCCGUAUAUAGAAGAGUUCUUAGCUUAUUCAACGCAUUUUUUUUCAGGGCAAAUCAACCAAACACAAUCUUUGUUCACUUAUGCUCAAAAUGAAAGCGUGGAGACCUUUGCAAAGUCUGAUUUCGCACCCAUGUUUGUGGAAGAUAUCACGUGGUAUAACAACAGUGUGAGGGAAUUGGCUGAAGCCCAGUGCGGAAAUGAUAUUGAGUGCCUGUUUGAUGCUGCAGCUACGAAUGACGUGUCCAUUGGCAUAGUAACCAAAGACAUAAAUAUUCAGUUAGUGAACGAGUCAAAUACUCUUGGUAAGUUAUUGAAAAUGUGAAAGAAGAUUAUUUUAGAGGCUAGUAAAUCAAAGUCUAUUGGCAGCAACCAUAACAGUUUUUCAGUAAAGUCUCUGAAUUAGGAAGUAAGUUUGAUUCUGUAGCAUAUUCAAGGAGGGACAAAUAACUAUUCGAGUAAACACGGUCCACUGUUUCACCUGUCGUUCACCUUUCGUCUUUCGUAUCAGCUGUGUAUCGGUGUUUUCUUUGCUUUCUCUAGUUUUUUUUUAUUACAAUUGUCUGUUUGUUUCUUUUGUAUGUGUUUCCAGUUAGUAUUUUGACCUUAUAUGUAGAAUACUAUUAUAACUGGUAUCCCACGUUAUCGUUGUUUUCCCUCAGACAAUUUUCCGCCCAAGAUAGUUAAUGCUCCAAUUGAAAUCAACGCAACACUUCACGAAACCGUACACCUGAACGUCACAGCCGAAGACAACGACACCAUUAGCUUUCAUGUCAUCAACCGUCCUGCAGGCGCCACUGUCAAGCAAAUUGGAAACGUACUCUAUUUUACUUGGCAUGUUACAUCUUCACAAAAGGUAGCCGGUCUGAGAGCAAUUUCUAUCACUGCUAAAAGUAGCACUUUUUGAUUGGAGUCCUGGGCAAAUGCUUACUGUUUGAAGACCAUUAGAAGACAUAUAAUAUACCUAUUUAAAGAGUGAAUAGAACAUAACUCAAAACAUAGGUUGAACAAGUGUUUCACGGUACGUCAUAUCCUCGAGAGUUGUGUAAAGAAUUUGUCUCAUCCUCCCUAAUUGACCGACUAAUAACACAUUUAAUAAUACUAACACUUUUAACAAAAGAUUGGACGGAAAAUUGUACAUUGUAUAAUGCAAAAAAAGGAAAUGCAGACUAAGGAAUCAGAUCCUCGUGUAAAUUAGGAUGCAGACGCGGUAUUAACCAUCUUUAACCCUUGUUUAGUAAUCUAAUCUCUUUUUGUGCAUAUGUUUUAAUUUCGCGUGAGUGGCCACGCAUCUAAAGGGACGAAAAGCAUCAAUGAAACAGAAGUGUCUUAAAUAAUAUCGAAGAAGAAAUUUUAAAUGAGGGUUAUUAUUAUGGUUUCCUUAAUUUGCCUUUCAGUUUAAUUUGUCAUUCGUUGCUGCUGAUGAAAAGGGAGCGAGCACGACAUGGAGUCCAACUAUUAAAAUGUGUGCCUGCAAGCACAGUGGACUGUGUGUGGAGCCAGAAGAGGGUGAUACGGCCAACUCAGACAUCAAAUUUAUUUACAUGGGAUGCGCAUGUCAGGGAGGAUACACGGGAAGAUUCUGUGAUAGCGAAAUUGACGCCUGCGAGUUCAAUGGUCAGCCGUGUUACGCAGGCGUAGCGUGCACUGAUCUUCCCCCGCCAGCCAAUGUCAGUGGAUACACGUGUGGACCGUGUCCAACUGGUUACACUGGAAAUGGAGCGCAGUGUGUUGGUGGGUGUAGCAAUUGAAUGAUUAACUAGAUAUCUUUUUAAGUUUUGUAAAGUAGUAUCAGUGUCCGACCGUAUCGCGAUUAUCCAAUAAAAUAAACUAAAAUUAAAAUUAAAAUUAAAAAAUUAAAGGUUAGCAUCAAGAAACAGUUAAGUUUUUAACUUAUUAACAUUACUGAACUUUUCCCAGACGUCAAUGAGUGUCAGAGCAUGGAAAACAACAUUUGCGAACAGCUAUGCUUCAAUAUACCGGGAUCAUUCUAUUGUGGCUGUCGUGAUGGGUACAACAUUAAUGCUGAUGGCUACACUUGCGAAGGUGAGUAAGUUAAUAUUUAUGCGUGCAAUUAAUAUUGAACCUGUCGAUUCAGACAUUUUUCAUAUUUCUAACAAAUCCACUGAAUCGAAGUCAGCUGGGCAUCCAGUUCACAAACGAACUCAAGCAAACUGACAUAAAUUAAGUUACCUGACAAACCGACAAUUCAACUAAAAAUAACGACCGUUAUUAAUAAGAAAAAAGACAGAUCGAAACACACCACUUACAUUUAAUGUUUUCAUAUCCAAUAACAUCAGGGCUUUUAAGCCCUAAUGACCAGUAACAACGCGAGUUUAUUGACCAAUCAGGUCAAUAACCACAGUUUAAUACAAUCAACUGGCAAGAUACAACUUACAUUACUUUGACUUUGAAGUAGACUACCGCAAAAGUUUUCGAAACGUGAUCAGUCACUCAGCAACUGUACUAUUUAGGAUUACACCCACCUGGACGAUUAUAUUUGAUAUACCCCUUUUACUUAGUUUGUCAUUGAUUAUUCAAUUAUGCACAGAUAUCAAUGAAUGCAAGACUUUAACUGCCAACUGCACACAACAGUGCAUCAAUACUCCAGGAAGCUAUAAUUGUUCAUGUGACCAGUAUUUUACAACAGAUCCAUCUGACUUGAGGAACUGCGUAGGUAGGUCUCACUUAUCUGGCACUUUCUGA
Messenger RNA from Porites lobata, 12841 nucleotides. Lineage: Eukaryota; Metazoa; Cnidaria; Anthozoa; Scleractinia; Poritidae. The record is from the annotation of a GenBank genome assembly.